Fusarium musae is the source of this 378-nucleotide messenger RNA. RefSeq lists its product as uncharacterized. The transcript has a single exon. The record is from RefSeq and is a predicted model, not a curated record. The coding region runs from base 1 to 378 and encodes 125 amino acids. NCBI's taxonomy places the organism in Eukaryota, Fungi, Ascomycota, Sordariomycetes, Hypocreales, Nectriaceae.
AUGGCUCCAGUCACUGCCAUUCGCGGCGAUCAUACCAUGUGGCAAUGCAUGACCACAGUCAACGACGAGUACUGUGAGGUCAACGCCAUGUUUGAGUAUGGCCUGGACGACAAAGGCUGUGCCAUCAGAGUACCGAUCCUAGGAUGUCCAAAAUGCAAAUUGGGUCGAAGAAAUGGAACUUUGGCAUUGAGGGAUAAUUGGGAAAUAAUCGGACACCUUGAGGAUUAUACUACUCUGGGAGAAGAGGUCUGGGAAUAUGAUGUUCCUUAUGAUGUUGAUGAGCCAGAUCCGGUUUUGUAUCGAACUGUUGCCGGUUUCGGGGGCGGCGAUAUUAUAUACGAUGAUGUGGGCAAUGAUCGAGCUGCUAAUGGGGAUUAG